AGGAGCAUUCUACUAUGGUGCUAAUAUAUUUUCCUCGACUCGUCUCUCUCCUCCCGUUAAAAACCCGGCCUUAUGCGCGAGCGAACGAUUUAUAAUCUAAACCUCUUUCUUUCUCUCUGCUCACCUCGUCUCAGUAGUCUAUCUAUCGCCACAGCGUUGUCUCUUCAAAUACCCGCCAAACAGGGUUUCUGCUUCUCUCCUCGCUCAUCAAUGGCUUCGGAUCUCUCUCCUGUGCAGGUUUGUACUUCGAUUCAGGCUAUUUUCGGGUCUAAUUUGACAGAGAACGACGGGACUCUGCGAUUCUCUGGCUUCGGAGUUUGUGAUUUUUCUCCUAAGACGCGUACGGAUGUGAUUGCUCUUCUUGUGAAGCAGUGGAGUUCGUUCGUUCGGUGAAUGAGGGCUGAAGAAUCUUUAGAGAUGGAUCCGGCAGGUUUGGAGGCCGUGGUUCCGACAAGGGUUAAUUCAGAGAAAUCGUUGCCUUCUGUUGGUGAUAAGAGACCCUUGGAGAACGAAGAUGAUGUUGAUAACGGUGGGCGGUUGCAUAAGAAGGCUAAAGGAGAUUUGAAUAUGGAUAUGAAGAAGGUCGCGGAGAUUGUUCUGGUUUUGUCGGCGAUGGGAAAGAUGCGUGGAGGGAGGAAUCCUACCGAUGUGGAGGGAAGGCUCAUGGCGGAAGCUCGGCAGAAAUUGGCGGAAGCGUGUGAAGCGCUGGCUCCGAAGGAUAUCCUUUCUAGUACUGCUGUUAAGGCUGUUAUUGAGGAUAUUGGGCUUAACAAUAGGUUGAAGGAUCAGAGGUUAGGGUUUCGUCCUCCGAAGAUGUCUAUUACGGACAGGUUGCUUCUCACAAAGAGAAAGAUGGAAGAAUCCAAGGGUUUUUCUGGACAAUCUAGAACAUAUUCAUCUCAGUUGUCACAAGUAGGCUUUGGUGCAACAGUUGAAAGUCGUGCUCCACUGUUACCAGCUGCACAUAUGUUUCCACCAGAAAAACCAUGUCCUACACCAGUGUCUGUUGGAGUAUUUCAAUCUGCUCCACCCAUGGUUCAUGUUUCUGCAUUGUCUUCAACAUCCUCGAUGAAUCAGUUGGCUGUUAGUGAAGUAAAGCCAGCUGUGGUGCCCAGAGGACUGCCUAGCAGCUCAGUAGAAAAGGAUUCUUCUUCUUUAACAAUGCCUCGAACAGAAGCAGCACAUUUCAGAUUGGAUGGAAGAUUAAAUGGGCCAGCUUUUGGAUCCCAAGUUCGAGAAAAUACUUCUAGUGAUCACCAGUUGGAGAAAGCUCCCAGACUUGGUCAAACAAACAAGGUGUCAGAUCUUACACCAACUAAGACUGAGGGUUCUUCUAACUUAAGUAAUCCUCAAGUAGCCUUUCAAGCAGCAAAAGAUCAGAGCUCUAAAUCGUCUGUAAUUCAAACUGUAUCCGGUAGCCUGCCAAGUGUACAGCAACCUUCACAUGGCAUCAACUUUAUUCAAAACCCCUCACCUUUCAAUAACCACAAUGACAUUGCAAGGAAUGUUCAGAAAUUUUUGCAUCCAAGGCUUCCUGAGCAUCCUAAUUGGAUUCCCCCUUCAGUUGAGUACAUGAAUAAGGCCUUAACUUGUCAAAUAUGUAAGGCUACCAUCAGUGAUGUAGAAAGUUUACUUGUUUGUGAUGCUUGCGAGAAAGGAGUUCACUUAAAAUGUCUUCAAUCAUACAAUCAAAAAGGCAUUCCUAAAGGGGAGUGGCACUGCCCUAAGUGCAUAAUAUCAAGCAAUGGGAAGCCAUUGCCCCCUAAAUACGGUCGUGUGACGAGAAAUAACACUGCACCUAAGGUGUCUUUAAACACCAAUGGAGGUCUAAUUUCUGCAGUGAAGAAAGUUGAAAAUUCAGAUCAAAAGAUCAAUCAUCAGAAAGCCAUUGCUAAUGGAAACCCUGGUAUACUGAAUCCUGCUGUUGUUGGUGGUACAGGAAGUAACCAUAUUGAGUCAUCCCAUGGACUAAAGAUCACAAGUGUAAUAGAAGCACAGGGAUCUGAUUUCACCAUAAGCAGAGUAGGCCCAGAAAAGUCUAGGGAAAGUGCAGGGAAUUCUGAUCCACCCAUUCAAAGUUGUGGAACAGUGGGAUCCAAUUCUGAUUUUACAUCGCUGCCGAAGUUUGAGCGAGGACACCAUUAUCAAGCCUCAUGUAACUCAUUAGAUUAUGACAAGAAAGGGCCAUUAUACCAUGAAGCUUCUGGAAAUCAAGAUAUUGUUAAUAGUUCCACCCCUAAGGAGCUUGGGAAAUCUGAUUUAAGAGAGACUUCUGAAUGUAAGUCAAGCUGUGAGAUCCGGCAAGAGAACCAAGAUCUUCCUCAGGCAGGUUCAACUAAGGCUUCAGAUUCUGGGAAUGUAGCUAGAGAUUGCAAUAGGUCUUCAUUAGAUGAUUUGCGUGAUGUGGAUUGGGUUGGUGAUAUAGUUCGCAUAGUAGAUGAGAAGUCAUUUUAUCAGUCUUGUCGUGUUAAUGGAGCAGUAUACAAGCUGCAAGAUCAUGCUCUUUUUUGUUCUAGCAAUGAUAAUCUGAGACCUUCGAAGAUUCAGGCCUUGUGGGAGGAUAACAAAACACGGUCAAAGUGGGCUAUUGUGAAUAGGUGUUACUUGCCUAGUGACUUGCCUAAGGUGGUUGGCCGGCCAUGUACUCCUGAAAAUAAUGAGGUAUAUGAAUCUAAUCAUGAUAGCACUGUAAUGGCUGGCUUAAUUCAGGGGCCAUGUCAAGUUCUUCCUCCAAACAAGUUUAAGGAAGAAAGUGAAAGAAGAAGCCAUUUACUUCAUGGGGAAAAUGAUGGAUUACAAACUGUUUUCCUGUGCAAAUGGUUUUAUGAUGAAUCAAAAGGCCUUUUCCGCACUGUUACUGAUUAGGUCACGUCACAUGAUUUUGGAGCACUAUUUUGUCUUGAUUUGCAUUGCCAGACAAUUCUUGGAAUUUCAUUUGCUUUAUCUGGUUAACAGCAGCAGAUGAGGAUUUCAAGGACUUUCAGUCAUUUGAUGAGAAGGGGAUGUGCAUGAUCACAUCUUGUACAGUAUGUAGCUUUAGACUAGGUUGUAUCCUUCUCGAUAAUUUUGUAAUUGUAGUCGUAAUCCAUUAUUUCUGUUUUUAAUCUUUUGGCUCCUUUGGCCUUUUUUUAUUUACAGUAUCUUCGAUUAUAGUGUUUGGAAGGAUGUUUCUGGUCAUGCUGCAUUAAAAUUCUUUAAUACAGGUUUUUUGUAA
Macadamia integrifolia is the source of this 3214-nucleotide messenger RNA. RefSeq lists its product as uncharacterized. Bases 394 to 2865 code for a protein of 823 amino acids. Gene Ontology annotation, molecular function: chromatin binding. The transcript has 8 exons. The record is from RefSeq and is a predicted model, not a curated record. Lineage: Eukaryota; Viridiplantae; Streptophyta; Magnoliopsida; Proteales; Proteaceae.